AUGGCCGUAGGAAAAGGUGGAAAAGGAGGAAAAGGUAUGGGUAAAGUUGGUGCUAAAAGACACUCCAGAAAAUCUAAUAAAGCAUCAAUUGAAGGAAUUACUAAACCCGCUAUCAGAAGAUUAGCAAGAAGAGGAGGAGUAAAAAGAAUUUCUUCUUUCAUUUAUGAUGAUUCAAGAUAAGUAUUAAAAUCCUUCUUAGAAAAUGUAGUUAGAGAUGCUGUUACAUAUACUGAACAUGCAAGAAGAAAAACUGUUACUGCUAUGGAUGUAGUAUAUGCUCUCAAGAGACAAGGAAGAACUCUUUACGGAUUUGGUGGUUAAUAUAAACUAAAAAAAUAAAUUGCCUAAAAGUCGAAUUAUUAUUAAAAAAACGACUCUUCCGAAAAAAAUAAAAACUUUUUUUCUUAAAAAAUCAGUAUCAUUGUAUUAUAAGUCUCAUAUACUUUAGAUAUGAACAUGAAUCACGGUGAACCAUAUUGUUUUUAUAGAAAACUAAAUGCAGAAGAAGAACUAUUAAUUACAUAUGAAGUAAGUGGUAGAAAUCCUGAUUAAGUUUCAUUUAAGUUAUACGAUGAAGAAAACAAAUAUUCACCAUUUCAUUAAUAAGCUAGAAUGAGAAACGGUUAAUAUCUUUUAAAAUGUCAAAAAUCAUAAGAAUAUAUACUUUGUUUCUAAUCUUUGGAUAAUUAAGGAAAAGUAUUAUAAUUUGAAAUGGAUUUAAUUAAUAAUAAGCAUAAUAAUUAUAUAAAUGAUAAAUCAUUCAGAUAAACAUAUGAUAUGACUAUUAAAUGUUAUGAAAAUAUGCAUAAUAUUUAUAGUAGACUUAGACAUUCUUUAAAAAGACAUGAAGUUUAAUAAAAUUAUAUUGUAUCAACUGAAAACAAAGUUAAGUGGUGUAAUAUUGUAAAAAUGUUAUUUAUGAUAAUUAUUACAGGCAUUUAAAUUUUAAUCUUAACUGGAAUGUUUAAAGAUUACAAUUCUUUUAGCGUUUGA
Molecule: messenger RNA, 993 nt
Organism: Ichthyophthirius multifiliis
Lineage: Eukaryota; Ciliophora; Oligohymenophorea; Hymenostomatida
Exons: 7
Cellular component (GO): nucleosome
Molecular function (GO): DNA binding; protein heterodimerization activity; structural constituent of chromatin
Source: RefSeq, a predicted model, not a curated record